AUGGGACGCCUCACUCAGGGCCAUUUUGACGAUGUGUUCCUCAGCAAGAUCAAGCAAGCAUGCGUCCGCGUUUUAGACCAGCUCAACGAGGCCAACGAGAUCGAUCAAGCUUUCGAUUUGUGCUCCUCGGUCUCUCGUCGCAAUCGAGUCAUCCUUUCCUUCCUUCACGAUGCUGACCAAGGUCGUUCGAGCAGCGUUUCUUCCUCAUCCACCUCUCCGCCGGUGACGACUUUGCUGCCUCACAAUUCUGUGCACCCUUCUCGCGAGGCUUCCAUCGGCACAGACAGCGUAGCCAGCUUGUCAGCACAACGUCGCCGACGCGCACGCGAGAUGCAGUAUGUCCGUGAUCCCAACGACUCCAACGAUGAUUCGGACUCGCAAGCAACUGUCGGCCCUUCCUCUUCCAGUCGCGCACAUCUCGAUCCGUCGUCGGCGCGCAACCCCUCCAUGUCACAGCCCGACUACACCUUCGAGCAGUUCGCCGACCAUCUGGAUCCCACCGACAAGCUUCUCAAACGUAGUCUCGAGAUCAUCAUCAAAGAGACAGCGCGUCAAGCCCUCGCCCGAAAGCGUGGUCCCGCUCACGAUCCUGCCUCUGCAUCUGCUACCUCUGGCUCCCGCGAUCCAGCCGCCUCGUUACGAUCCGCUAUUGCUUCCUCUCGUGCAGAUCGAGGCGUCGCACCAAGUCGUCUCCUCGACGACGAAACUGGGUUUGCUCAUCGCAUGUCACGCGUGCUCAACAUCGAUUCCGCAUCAUCCUCCCGUCGCUAUGAUACUACCACAACCGAUCUCGACCCCACUUAUCAGCUCCUGCGGUCGCUUCGACCCGCCAGUCAUCCUCUGAACCACGCAUCCGAUCGCACCAACGCAGCUGGCAGCGCUGAGCGCCGCACUCUUCGCAACUUUCUUCCGACUUCAUCCGACGGUCUACUCGGCUCGACUCGCGACCUGCUGACUUCAUCUCAAGACAGCCCAUCUUUCGCUCCCCGCGUCGCUCGUCCGAUCACCGCUGAUCAAACGCUCGCGCUUCGAGACGAGCGUCUUGCGCCAGCGCCACACCCGGCCACAACAAGAGACAGUCCCGAAGCCCAGCUAUCGCAUCGCAGAUCCGUCGUUCGCCCAUCCUCCAGCAUCAGCAUCACGCCUCAGACCAUCUCGGCACGACUCGCAGAAGCGUCCCGACGCAAUGCAGAGGCAGCAAGGACCAUUGUCGAAGCUGAAAGACUCAGAUCCAGCCAAUUCAUCCGCACUUCGAUCGAAUCGCUGCGAGCUUCGCUCUUCCAGCUUCAUAUGGACCUGGCCUGUACUCAGCUGCAGAAUGCUCAGCGAGACUCGACACGCGCGCAUCGCGCCUCGGCGAAUCACGACGUCGGUGCCUCGUACGCCCUCGUCAUGGACACGAUCGAACUUUUCGAUGAUACCCUUCGCCGCCUCUCUUGCCUCGUCUCCACCACUGACCACACCUCCUCCUCUGACCCCGAGCCUUCCGUACAAGACAAUGCCCCUCGCAACGCCGAUCCAUCACGAAUGCGCACGUCGAUGUGGAGGGCGCGUAACCUUUUACUACUCUCGUCCAUGUCUCGGCGUCCUGACUCGCCAGAAGGCGGUUCGAGUAGCUCCGAGCCGUCGGGUACAGCCAACUCACACGACGCCGAGCUCAGAGCCCAUCAACACUUGCUCGCCACCAUUCAAGAGUCGCACUGGACCCGCGCUGACGUACCAGCUCCCUCUUCGGGUGCCAUCCGCGCUUGGCGACGCAAGCUCGCAGCAUGGUACUACCUCGAUCGCGAUUCGGCCACAUACCCAGAUGCACCAGACAUCACAGAUGAUCGCACGGAAGCGUAUGCUCGCUGGCAUCCAGAUCUCGAGCUUCCGUACGCGAUCGAUGAUGAGAUCAUGGCUUCAUCUACACGUCCAGAUCCCAUUGCGGACCCGCGCGCAGCCUGGCAAUAUGCUCGAAGACACGAUGAUUCCAUCCGCAACGACUUGAAUCGAGACGAACAGGUUCGCUACGCGCUCGCUUCAAGCUCAGUGGCCUCGGCAUUGCAGCAACUGCAGAGACUUCGUUCACAGCACGACGGCGGACCACAACAAGGGAUCGCUGGCCAGCAUUCAAGCCGUGCCUCACCGGGAGAAGCAUCAGCCCUAGCGGAAGGCUCGGCCGAAGAAGCUGACCCUGAUGUCUCGUUGACGCGCACAACCUCUCUCAGUCGCCGCAAUGCCGUUCGGCCUUUGCCGCUCAAUAACUCCGACUCGUCCAGCAUCCGGUCGGCUCGCUCGUCUUUGUCGCUGAGACGCUUGCACGGCUCAUCCGGCGCGAAUGCAUCGCCAUCGGAGCUACACACGGCUCUGCAGUAUGACAACGAUGCUGCCGAAGAAGAGAUUGUCGAAACGAGCAUCGAGAUCAGCACAGUGCCUCACUCCCCUCAGGCCUCUGCAGAUCCUACUUCCACUCAGGCCGCUUCUUCGGCAACUGAUCUAUUGCCCCCGCCGGACCGCCCACGUGCUGAACGCAGCGGCUCAUUCACCUUCGUUACCACCCCUGCCGCGGUUCUGCGUUCACGCCAACGCAGCGAAAGUCGGAGCCACGUGUCCACGGAGCGACCAGCAGCUGACGACAUAGAAGGUGAAGGAGACGACAAUGAUGAUGGAGACACCGACGCCGAAGAGUACAUCGACCUCGAUCUGGAUCUGGGCAUGGCUGGCGACUAUACGUUUGACUUUGAUUUGACCGACUUUUUGCGAUCCGAAUCAAGGCGUCUAGCACGUCGCCGCGACCAUGAUGACGGGGACGACGACGACGAGCUUGAUCGUGAUGGUGUUGAGGCGUCUCCUCGCGCAUUACGACGACGACGAAGCAGUGCCAGAGAUGCGGACGGCUCACUGAGCGGUGACGCCUCACCUGCUGAUAUUCGCGUUUACGUAUCGGGAUCAGGCGCCUCGACUCCAGCCGAAGCCAGACAAGCCACAUUCGAAGCCUACGCGCAACGUGCAAGGCUACUGGAGCGUCGACGUAGAAUGGAUGGUCAGCGAGAGGGUCACGAUGGUGAUGCUGCUGUCGAAGCAACGUUGGCGAUUGGCGAUAGAGAUGAUGCUAAUGCAUCUCACGAGACCUCGCCCGACAGCAGAAGACGAAGAAGAGGACGAGCCAUUGGAGGCGAUGGAACACCUACAGACGGACGCGAUUCACUCCCAUUCACUCGCAGAACUUCGGAACGCUGA
Molecule: messenger RNA, 3222 nt
Organism: Pseudozyma hubeiensis SY62
Lineage: Eukaryota; Fungi; Basidiomycota; Ustilaginomycetes; Ustilaginales; Ustilaginaceae
Exons: 1
Coding region: 1-3222 (1073 amino acids)
Source: RefSeq, a predicted model, not a curated record